GGAAUUUCGUAAGAAGUUACGGUCACUUUUGCCGUCUCUUAACGUACCUAAAGCUGUCGAAGGCAUAGCUCGCUUCUAGGAAGUAUCAACCUUUCUGAGAAAAUCUUAAAAGAAUAGCGGCUUCGCCUCCAGAUCACAAAUAUCUUUGUAAAAUGCCGUUGUUCACUUGUAUAACGUGUCGCGUGUCCUUCGCUGAUAGCGACAUUCAACGUCGUCACUACAAAACGGAUUGGCAUCGUUAUAACCUCAAGAGAAAGGUUGCUGAAAUGCCUCCUGUAACUGCUGAAGUCUUUCAGCAAAAAGUCCUUGAGCAAAGAGCCGAAGUUGAAGCACAACAGCAGAGCAAAACAAAAACAAUGCACUGUAAACUCUGUAACAAGACGUUCUCCUCAGAGAACGCUUAUGAUAAUCAUAUAAGUUCUAAAAAGCACAAAGAACUGGAGGCGGCUAAAGUAAAAAAAGAAGGAAGCCUGAUUACCAAGGGCUUGACCAUGGAAAGUGAAGAAACUGGGUCACAAAACACUAAAUCUGAAAUUGCUGAGUCAUCAUUACAUGAUAAGGUUGAUGAUGAUAAGGUUGAUGAUGCCCAGUCUGACGACGACGACGAUGAUGAUGAUGAGAUUGAGGAAGACACACUGGAAAUAACAGAUUGUCUGUUCUGUCCACACCACAGCAUCAGCUUGGAAGAAAGCAUGAAGCACAUGACGAGGUCGCACAGCUUUUUCAUUCCAGACUUGGAGUUUGUGGUUGAUAUGAAAGGGCUUGUGACAUAUCUGUGCGAAAAAGUUGGAGUUGGUAACAUGUGCCUUUACUGUAAUGACAAAGGAAAGAACUUUUUCUCAACAGAAGCUGUUCAGAAUCACAUGGUAGACAAAGGCCACAUGAAAAUCAACUAUGAAGGCGAUGCUGUUUUGGAAUUUGCCGACUUCUAUGAUUUCAGCAGUAGUUAUCCGGAUUAUAAUCCAGAUGAAGAAAACAGUAGUGAUGAAAUCCAAGGAAAGGAAAACACUCUAACAGUGAAUGAGCAAACAUUAGAACUAUGCCUUCCAUCGGGCGCCAAAAUUGGCCAUCGCAAUAUGCGCCAUAUCUACAAGCAAAAUCUCCCCCCUGAAAGAAGUCAUCACAGUAAGGUGAUCCAAAGUAUCAUGGCAGAUUACAAAGCUCUUGGUUGGCAUGGAACUAUAGGAAGUGCGUCACGACAGAAGGUUAAAGAUGUGAGAUUGCAAAACAUGCACCAAGCAAAAAGAACAGUCGAUGUCUCAGUCAAAGCAAACAAACUCCAAAAGCAUUUUAGGUCUCAAGUACUAUUCUAGUAUUUCUUUACAUGGACAAAACAUUGUCAUGAUGGAUAUAGCUAAGGGUCUGCAACGUGUUCACUUAUUGCGUAAUUUUGGUACAUUUUGGCAUAUAGGGACAGUUGCUGUCUCUGUAAGCCAUGCUUAAGGCCGCAGAUGAUAAUUAUGAUGUUAUUAUUCAGUAGAAAGUACCACCUGCACCUCCAAGUAUAUAAAAAAAUGGCAUGCAAGUGGUAUUCACUCCCCUUUCGAGUUCAACAAAUAGUGCAGGACUGAAUAUGUUUAAAAAAUAUGCAAAGAGCAUGACAUUGCUGUAUGUGGUGGGCAUUCUGUAUGCACAUGUAAUGCAGCUUAAGAGUAAAAUUUA
Molecule: messenger RNA, 1662 nt
Organism: Orbicella faveolata
Lineage: Eukaryota; Metazoa; Cnidaria; Anthozoa; Scleractinia; Merulinidae
Product: cytoplasmic 60S subunit biogenesis factor ZNF622-like
Biological process (GO): ribosomal large subunit biogenesis
Cellular component (GO): preribosome, large subunit precursor
Molecular function (GO): nucleic acid binding; zinc ion binding
Source: RefSeq, a predicted model, not a curated record